AUGCCCGGAGGCGUUUGUGCCGUCCUCGAUUACGAGGUCGACAUGAUGGCUGAGUAUGUCGCCGAGAUGGCAACCCGCGUUGUCACUCCGGAGGCCAGCGUCACUUCGCCGUUUCGCAAGUUUGUGUCGCAGAUUCUCACCUCCACGAGACUGCCUAGUACGACCAUUCUCCUCGGGAUGAACUACCUCGCCAAGAGGAUCAACUCGAUGAAGAGCCAGGGCCCGUACAAGGCCUCCGAGGGUCAAGUCUGGCGGUUCCUUACCGUUUCGCUUCUCCUCGGCAGCAAAUUCUUGGACGACAACACCUUUCAGAACCGAUCCUGGUCUGAGGUCAGCGGCAUCCCCGUCUCCGAGCUCAACACCCUGGAGUAUGACUGGCUCCAGGCGAUGAACUGGCGGCUCUACGUCAAUCUUGAUCAUAGCAAGGACUACCAGGCCUGGCUUGACAACUGGCGUGAGUGGCAGCAGAUGAAGAAGCGACGAGCUGCCCAGGCCAGCCGAGAGCGUCUGGCUGCUCUGGUUCCCGCCAUCGACACCGACCUGGCGAGGUACAACAGCAACCGCUGCUCACCUCACUUCCGCUACAUCCAGGCUCAGGUCGCAGAGUAUGAGCGCUACCAGGCGAUGAAGACCCAGCAGCAGAGCUACCGCUCUCGCGAGACCACGUGGGCCAACAACCCGUGGAACGCGCCUCUCACUCCGCCGGAUUCCGGCUAUGGCACUCCCGAGUACGCCGUGUCGGCUGCCUCCAGCAACGCUCGCUACAAUGAGUGGUUCGCUCAGGCCGCUGCUCAGUACAGCAGCCGGUACCCCCAGCCUCCCGCUCACAAUACGUUUUACCCCAACCGCCAAUCGCCGUAUUCCUCUCACUACCCCUACAACCACCACAGCGGAUGGGAGCACGGCGUUGCCGAAUGCAGCUGCUCGGGCUGUGUCGAGCCCAUGAAACAGACGCCUUACUUCAUGUCCCAUGGAUAUGGUCAGCCCGUCAUGGGUUAAUGUUUGCAACGAUUUUCCUUUUCAUCAUUCAACUGGGCUUCAAUAGGGCCCUCCUUUUCUUUCUCUGUUCGGUUUCGGAAAAAAACGGUGCGGAUUUCGAGUUUCUAAUGGCUACGAGUUUUCGCCAUCUUCUCUGUUCAAGAAGACGCGUGUUUUUUCAGAUACC
Trichoderma reesei QM6a is the source of this 1165-nucleotide messenger RNA. RefSeq lists its product as uncharacterized. The transcript has a single exon. Gene Ontology annotation, molecular function: protein kinase binding; cyclin-dependent protein serine/threonine kinase regulator activity. The coding region runs from base 1 to 999 and encodes 332 amino acids. Gene Ontology annotation, biological process: regulation of cyclin-dependent protein serine/threonine kinase activity. The record is from RefSeq and is a predicted model, not a curated record. Gene Ontology annotation, cellular component: nucleus; cyclin-dependent protein kinase holoenzyme complex. Lineage: Eukaryota; Fungi; Ascomycota; Sordariomycetes; Hypocreales; Hypocreaceae.